Oryza brachyantha (malo sina) is the source of this 1583-nucleotide messenger RNA. RefSeq names its product protein trichome birefringence-like 19. Gene Ontology annotation, molecular function: O-acetyltransferase activity. The record is from RefSeq and is a predicted model, not a curated record. The transcript is spliced from 2 exons. The coding region runs from base 168 to 1433 and encodes 421 amino acids. Gene Ontology annotation, cellular component: Golgi apparatus. Lineage: Eukaryota; Viridiplantae; Streptophyta; Magnoliopsida; Poales; Poaceae.
UAGCCACCACGCGACAAGAAGCCCUGAAGCAACGACAUGACCUCCUCCUCUCACGCUCCUCGCUUUUGGAGUACCAUACCACCGUGCUCAGCUAGCUCCGCCUGCGAGGCUGCGACGCGGACGCGCCAUUGCUGCUCCUGCUGCUGCCAGUGCUAGCUGCUUCUGUAAUGAAGAAGCUCCAGCUCACCGCGGUGUCGCUCCCGGCGCUCGCCGUCGUCGCCGUCGCCGUGCUGCUGCUCACGGCGCGCCGCCCUUCUUUCCUCCGAUGGUACGAGCCCAGCAUCGCGUCGGUGCCGCCCGGUCCUGCUCCUUCGUCUGCUUCUUCUUCUUCCAAGAGCGCGCCGCCCGCCGUCGCCCGGGUGCCGAGCGACUGCGACAUCUUCCGCGGAGAGUGGGUGCCCGCCGCGGCCGCCGACGACGGCGCGGCGCCGUACUACACGAACCGGAGCUGCGCGGAGAUCCAGGAGCACCAGAACUGCAUGAAGUACGGCCGCCCCGACCUCGGGUUCCUGCGGUGGCGGUGGCGGCCUGAGCGGUGCGAGCUGCCGCGGUUCGACGCGCCGGCGUUCUUGCACCUCGUCAGGGGCAGGUCGAUGGCGUUCGUCGGCGACUCGCUCGCCAGGAACCAUAUGCAGUCACUCCUGUGCCUCCUGUCCAAGGUGGAGUCCCCCAAAGACGUGUCGAAGACGACGGAUCCAGAGUUCAGGACGGUGCGCUACGAGUCCCACAACUUCACCGUCGCCGCCUUCCGGUCGCCGUUUCUCGUCACGGCGAACCAGUCGGACCCCGCCGGCGGGCUGUGGGACCUCUACCUCGACGAGCCGGACGCCGUCUGGGUGACCGGCGUGGCGGGAUUCGACUACGUCGUCGUCUCCACGGCGAACUGGUUCAACAAGCCGUCCAUGUUCUACGAGGCCGGCCGCCUCGUCGGCUGCCACUACUGUCUCGUCCCCGGCGUCGCCGACCUCACGCUGCGGUACUCUCUGCGCGCGGCGUUCCGCACCGCGCUGCGGGCACUGCUCACCGCCGGCGGCGGCGCCGGCUUCAACGGCACGGUGGUCGUGCGGACGCUGUCGCCGACGUCGCACUUCGAGGGCGGGGAGUGGAACAAGGGCGGCGACUGCCGGCGGACGCGGCCGUACGCGGCCGGCGAGGCGCGGGUGGCCCGGCGGGACGUCGACCUCCACGAGCUGCAGGUGGAGGAGUUCGAGAAAGCCGAGGCGGAGGCGCGGGCGAGCGGGUGGCCCGCGAGGCUGCUGCUGCUGGACACGACGGCGGCGAUGUGGCUCCGGCCGGACGGGCACCCGAGCCGGUACGGGCACUGGGCGCAUGAGAACGUGACGCUGUACAACGACUGCGUGCACUGGUGCCUGCCCGGCCCGAUCGACGUCUGGAACGAGAUGUUGCUCCAAUUGCUGCUGCGUAAUUCGUAGCAGCAUUUGCAAGCGAGAGAUUUUUUCUUUCUGAUCUUGUAAUUUCUUCAGAACUUUAGCUUGCUGCCGAAAUUAAAGAAUGAAAGAGAUAACGAAAGAGCCAUGCUUUUUUUUUAAUAGACUGCUCUAUCGUUUUGAUCGAAAUUGAUU